GCGCUGCACCUUUUCUACGGUAUCGCAAACGGCAGAAUGGACGAAUCCGGGAUCGACAUGGGUUUCGAUCUAGCAGCUCUGACAGCUGAUCUGGAGCAUCGGGAGGCAAGUUUACGCGACUAUCGAUGCUUCAACAAAGCAAACGGAGUUCCAGCAAUCGGUCAAUCGGAUAAUGUAAACGAGAUCGAGACCGAGAACGAAAACGGAAAUGGGAACGGAACCGGAACCGGAACUGGAACUGAAACCGACCAACACGACUGGGAACAGGCUCUUUCAUUUUUGUCGUCGCCGUUGCAAGACAUCAUGUACUACGAGUUGAAGAGCCGAACACCGAAUACCGCCAGUCCACCGACGUUCAAGACCGCAACGCCCACUUCUCGCACCCAAUUGAAGCUCCAGCUGAUGCGAGAACAGCUGCAGGAGCAGGAGAGGCGAGAGGCAGAAUUUCGUCAGAGUUUGCAGCAACAGAGACCAGCAGCUGCCCCUCCAAGACCUGUACCUGCCGCAUCCUUGUCGACCAUCGGGGUGGAUGUGCCGCCGCAAGUCUUGCAAGUACGUACGCUCCUGGAAAACCCGACUCGUUACCACGUUGUACAAAAGCAAAAGAACCAAGUGCGGCAGUAUCUUCACGAAUCGUUUCGCGGUGGUAGCGAAGAUAUCGAAAACGAAAACGAAAACGAAAACGAAAACGAAAACGUUUUUCGUGGAAACUCUGUCCAAGUUACGCCACCAUCCGUGCCAAUGGUCGUUCAGAGUGCACCACCGGGGCCAACGGUGCAUCAUCCGAAGCCGCAGCAUCCUCAUUUGGCCUCCUAUCCACACGCUCCGACCGCGACGAUUUUGUCGCACGGUAAUCCGGUCGCGGCCAGUCCAGACCCGACGACCGGUGCUAUGUCACCAGGACUUUCCAGCGUCGCAACUAGCAACUCUGAGGCGGAGGACCUGCUGGACGAUAUUUUAUCGUUCGAAGCUGGAUCCUUGGGUGAUAAUCUUAAGGAUAGUCAAACUGGAAGUCUGAGCAACAUUCCGGAACUGCAAAUCAAACCGGAACCUUUAUUGCUUACCGAGGCCGAGAUACACGCCCUUGCCAAAGACAGACAAAAAAAAGAUAAUCAUAAUAUGAUCGAGAGACGACGGCGAUUCAACAUCAAUGACAGAAUCAAAGAGCUUGGUACCCUCUUACCUAAAACGAACGAUCCGUAUUACGAAAUCGUUCGAGACGUCAGACCGAAUAAGGGCACGAUCCUAAAAUCCUCGGUCGAGUACAUAAAGCUGUUAAAAAACGAGUUGACCAGGAUGAAACAAAACGAAUUGAGGCACAAACAAUUGGAGCAUCAGAAUCGUCGACUUUUGUUACGAGUUCAGGAGUUGGAACUACAAGCGAAAGCUCACGGGUUACCGGUUUCCGAUUUUAAUUGGGCUUCCAGCUCGGCCAAUAUGCAGCUUCUUCCCAGGAACAAGUUCGAGCAACGCAAGAUGCCGGAGUUGGUGGCAGAAGAAGGAGCGAGUUUGAGUAUGUCGCAGCUUGAGGAUCUGAUGGAAGACGAUGCGACCGGUCCGAUUCAUAGUCGCGACCCGAUGCUCUCUUCUCCGCAUCUACCACCGUUGAGUCCAGCACCGACCGGAUGUCAGCACGGUCUACCGGACGAAGACACUCUCGGUAGUUUGGCAUCGACUACACCAAACUCUUCCUCCGACAUGGAUAUUGUCGCGUAGCAAACCCUGAACUGUAACAGGAAUCGCAAAACUGUUCGUCCCUUAGUAUUUCGAAUGCGAGUGCGAGUGCGAGUACGAGUGCGAGUGCGAAUGCGAGUGCAAACUCGGACGCGAACGUGUUUCAACGUUAACGUAGCGAGUUGAUAUCGUGUGAUAAUUGGAUAUAUGAGAAUUCUCGCGAGAAUGGGUUAUCAUUUUAACGGUUUAUCAUUUCGACAAAAUGAAUUUCUUAUUCUUCUACUGUUCUUCAACGGCUGGCCGUUACGCGCGUGCAAUUGUCUGUGCCCUCGAGGAAAACCACGCUUUGGACAACGUUUUCCUAUUGCGUUCGAUUUGAAAAUUUCUUUCUUUCUUUUUUUCUUUCGUUCGUUUCUCCGUCCGUCCGUCCGUCCGUCCGUCCGUCCGUCAGCGUCAAGGCAAUAACGAGGAGAUUUUAGUAUUCAACGUUCGUUGCUCCGAUUCCUCGUAAAAGGAAUUCGACUGACGCGGAGCCGAACCAUCUCCGGAUCGAUAUCGUCGACACGAUUAUCGAGAAAUACAAAGGCGCGUAAAACGACAGGCGAGAGAAUACUCGCGCGGGUCGCGAAUUUUUCUCUACUCAUGGAAUGGAAGAAAAUAAGACGAAACGAAACGAAACGAAACGGAACGGAACGGAACGGAACGGAACGCAUCAAAAUCGAAUUAUAGCUAUUUUUUCGACGCGCCAAAAGAGGUGUGCGCGAUAAAUGCUUAAGCUGAAGCAUAACGGUAGAACACGCUCAAUCAUCGUUGUUCAAAAGUGCUCGAUUUUGUCAGGAACGAGGCCAACGUCGAAAGUAGUUUGUGUCGCAACGUUUCAAUCUAGAAUCUAGACACUGUCGCUUACAAACUUCUUCACUCCCCCUUCUUACCAGGCUUCUUUUUCUUGGUCGCAUUAUUUUCUCUCCCUGUGGUGCUUUUCCUUAACGUAACGUAAGACGUUAAACUAUGCGCGAGAUCACAGAUCGAAAAGAAGCACGAAAACGAGGAGGAAAGGGAGAAGUAAAACGAGAGCGAGGACAAGGAAUACCUAGUAGAUAAACAAGAGUCCCUUUUCGAAACGUUCUGCAACCUUUCCGGAUGCGCAAUUUUCUACAAUCUUCUACAAUCUUCUACAAUCUACCAAAAGCUUGCGACGAAACUUGAUUUUUUUCGAGUAUUUUGCGUUGGAAACGGCGGCCGUUUCUCUCGCCGUUUCUCUCGCCUUGUGAUCGUUUUACUGAUAAGUAUACAAACAAUCAAACAUCGCGUUUUACUUUGUUCGCGCGCAUUAUUCGAUCAUUGUUAUCCACGGAAUCCGCGCGAGAAUCACGCGAUGUAUCUCCACGGUGCCCGCGAGAAACUACAGAGUAUAUAAAGAAACGUUACGAAAAAA
Molecule: messenger RNA, 3109 nt
Organism: Osmia lignaria (orchard mason bee)
Lineage: Eukaryota; Metazoa; Arthropoda; Insecta; Hymenoptera; Megachilidae
Gene: Mitf
Product: transcription factor Mitf
Biological process (GO): regulation of transcription by RNA polymerase II
Cellular component (GO): nucleus
Molecular function (GO): RNA polymerase II cis-regulatory region sequence-specific DNA binding; protein dimerization activity; DNA-binding transcription factor activity, RNA polymerase II-specific
Source: RefSeq, a predicted model, not a curated record